This is a messenger RNA of Knipowitschia caucasica, 936 nucleotides long. The record is from the annotation of a GenBank genome assembly. Lineage: Eukaryota; Metazoa; Chordata; Actinopteri; Gobiiformes; Gobiidae.
AUGGCUACGUUUGAUUUGGAAGCAUUUGUGGCUGAGCCAACGCACGUGGCGUUGGAGUUGUGUAGAAAAGUAGAUUUGCUGGAGAUAGCGCGACACUAUGCGAUCCCUGUGUCCCCUGCGUUACGCGUGGGUGAGUUGAGGGAGGCUAUACUGGCAGAGUUGGUGGCCAACGGGGUUGUGGUAUUGCCUGUGUCGAGUGAUCCAGUGGCAGGAGCGGCAGUGGGAGAUGCAGUGGUGUCCCCCGUGCGUCCUGGUGGAGAGCGCGUGGAGCAGCCGCAGCUGGGCUCUCCCGCGGCGCUGUUUGAGGAGGCUGAGGAGAAGUCUCCUGGUUUAGGGUCGCGCUCCCCUCGCGAUGUACGCGUGGAUGUGCGCAUUGCUCGUCUGGAGCGAGAGGCUGAGCGAGAGGCUGAGCGAGAGGCUGAGCGAGAGGCUGAGCGAGAGGCUGAGCGAGAGGCUGAGCGAGAGGCUGAGCAAGAGGCUGAGCAAGAGGCUGAGCAAGAGGCUGAGCAAGAGGCUGAGCGGAGGCUGAGCAAGAGGCUGAGCAAGAGGCUGAGCAAGAGGCUGAGCAAGAGGCUGAGCAAGAGGCUGAGCAAGAGGCUGAGCAAGAGGCUGAGCAAGAGGCUGAGCAAGAGGCUGAGCAAGAGGCUGAGCAAGAGGCUGAGCAAGAGGCUGAGCAAGAGGCUGAGCAAGAGGCUGAGCAAGAGGCUGAGCAAGAGGCUGAGCAAGAGGCUGAGCAAGAGGCUGAGCAAGAGGCUGAGCAAGAGGCUGAGCAAAGACUCAGCUGACAUUGUACCUGUGUUUGCGGCGGGAGUGAGCGUGGCGUGUGGCGUUCUGGGGGGGACUCAUAUCACAGGCACGGCCGUCAUCUGCGGCUCUGGCUCUGGACCCGGCGCUCGCAGUGGGGCGCUGGCAAAGGCAUGUCUUGGCGUAGACUGA